AUUUAUUCAAAGAACACACAUUGAGCUCAAUCUUCGUACAAAAUUUUCGUUAAUGGCUUCUUUACAUGGUUCAAUCCCUGCGAUUCCUGCAAUUUGCUCACGCCCUUCUUCUUCGCUCUCUUCUAGUACUGCCACUUCGCUGCUGUUUCUCACCAGGCUACCGGAGACCGACCGAAAGAUCUCCGUAGACCGUUUAACUCGUCGGAAAUUGGUCUGCAGAGCAAUGGUCCAGCCGUCCGUUCAGGGAGCUCCGGCUGCUUACGCAAAGGAUAUGGAGAGGCUCUCCGCCAAGGAAUCGCUUAUUCUUGCUUUCAAAGAUUCUGGUGGUUUUGAAGCUUUAGUCACUGGAAAGACCACGGAUGUGCAGCAUAUUGAUGUGAAUGAAAGGAUAACUGAUCUUGAGCGGCUCAAUCCAACUCCUCGACCGACAACGUCACCGUUUUUGGAAGGUUUGUGGAAUUUCGAAUGGUUUGGGUCUGGAAGCCCUGGACUAUUUGCUGCUAGACUCAUAUUUCAGAGAUUUCCUUCAACUUUGGCUAAUUUAUCAAAAAUGGAUGCAUUGCUUAAGGAUGGAUAUGCGAAAAUCACAGCUAACAUGAAAAUACUGAACUCGAUAGAAAGCAAAUUUAUUCUGUCCACUAGGUUAACUGUGGAAGGACCUCUUAGAAUGAAAGAGGAAUAUGUGGAAGGGAUUCUUGAGACGCCUACAAUUAUUGAAGAUGCAGUACCUGAACAGGUAAAAGGUGCACUGGGUCAGGCUUUAAACACAGUGCAACAACUUCCUGUUCCUGUUAGGGAUGCCUUUGCCAGCGGUCUGAAAGUACCUCUAGCGGGGACUUUCCAGAGACUCUUCAUGAUUUCUUAUCUUGACGACGAGAUACUUAUAAUAAGGGACGCAGCAGGAGUGCCUGAAGUUCUUACGCGGUUCGAUACCCUGCCAUCUUCCAUGGCCGAACCAGAAACAGAGUACGAGAGUUGAAAACAUUAUUUAUUGUACAAGAUGAUGCCUUCAGUGCCAUAUCUUCCUUUUCGUUUGUUUGUAUGGAUCAAAUGCCCAAAGAUAUGAUGAACAUCACCUUGAGAUUAGUCGUUGUGGCCACGGAUUAAACAUUAUAAUUCCCAUGGAUUGACAGAGUUGUUGAAUGACAAAUAGAAAGCAAUUUAUCUGGA
Tripterygium wilfordii is the source of this 1170-nucleotide messenger RNA. RefSeq names its product probable plastid-lipid-associated protein 13, chloroplastic. The record is from RefSeq and is a predicted model, not a curated record. NCBI's taxonomy places the organism in Eukaryota, Viridiplantae, Streptophyta, Magnoliopsida, Celastrales, Celastraceae. Bases 53 to 979 code for a protein of 308 amino acids. The transcript has 7 exons.